Molecule: messenger RNA, 891 nt
Organism: Sorghum bicolor (sorghum)
Lineage: Eukaryota; Viridiplantae; Streptophyta; Magnoliopsida; Poales; Poaceae
Product: GTP-binding protein SAR1A
Exons: 2
Coding region: 75-752 (225 amino acids)
Biological process (GO): endoplasmic reticulum to Golgi vesicle-mediated transport; vesicle organization; intracellular protein transport
Cellular component (GO): COPII vesicle coat; endoplasmic reticulum exit site
Molecular function (GO): GTP binding; GTPase activity
Source: RefSeq, a predicted model, not a curated record
AGGGAUUAAAAUUAAACACCUUACCGAGCGAGACGAGACUGCCGUAGUGCCGUGCCGAUCUCUCGUCGGCGGCGAUGUCGUUUCUGGUGGAUUGGUUCUACGACAUGUUUGUCUCUCUGGGCCUCUGGCAGAAGGAGGCCAAAAUCCUCUUCCUCGGCCUCGACAACGCCGGCAAGACCACGCUGCUCCACAUGCUCAAGGACGAGCGGUUGAGUCAGCACGCGCCGACGCAGCAGCCGACGUCGGAGGAGCUGAGCAUCGGGCGGAUCAGGUUCAAGGCGUUCGACCUCGGCGGCCACCGGAUCGCGCGCCGUGUCUGGAAGGACUACUACGCCAAGGUUUGCCUGCCGGAUACUACACGUCGAAAGCAAGCACUCGCGAUCACGUACCAGCCAGCCAUCACUCAUCACAUUUCACAUGGGCGCCUGCAGGUUGACGCGGUGGUGUACAUGGUGGACGCCGCCGACGGCACCCGAUUCGGCGAGUCGAAGGCGGAGCUAGGCGCGCUGCUUUCGGACGACGCGCUGGCGGGCGUGCCGUUCCUCGUGCUGGGGAACAAGAUUGACAUCCCGCAGGCGGCACCUGAGCACGCGCUUGCCUACUACCUCGGGCUCGCCGGCUGCACCACCGGCAAGGGCACCGUCGACCUCGCCGGCACCGGCGUGCGGCCCGUCGAGGUCUUCAUGUGCAGCGUCGUCCGUAAGAUGGGCUACGGCGAAGGGUUCAGGUGGAUGUCGCAGUACAUCAAGUAGGCUUGUCCGGUCCGGUACCGUACGGUAGCCCCCUGAGUUCCUGCCUGACAUCUCUCUUUGCGCUUUCUGGUGUCACCAAAUCAACGACUAGAUACUGUAUAUGUCGAGUUCAUAUACACGCACCUAUAUUUUUAUUUCU